Molecule: messenger RNA, 1614 nt
Organism: Apiotrichum porosum
Lineage: Eukaryota; Fungi; Basidiomycota; Tremellomycetes; Trichosporonales; Trichosporonaceae
Exons: 2
Coding region: 1-1614 (537 amino acids)
Biological process (GO): L-serine biosynthetic process
Molecular function (GO): NAD binding; phosphoglycerate dehydrogenase activity
Source: RefSeq, a predicted model, not a curated record
AUGACUCGUAAGAGUACUCCCGCGCCCAAGCCGGUGGUCGUCAUCGCCGAGGCCCUUUCGCCCGCAACCAUCAAGGUCCUGGGCCCAGAUGUUAUUGUCCGUCAUGUGGACGGCACGGACCGCAGCGCUCUGCUCUCGGCCCUCGGUACUGCAGAAGCCGUCCUGAUCCGCUCGGCGACGCAGAUCGAUACUGAGGCCUUGGCCGCAGCGCCGCAGCUCAGGGUGGUCGCCCGCGCCGGUGUCGGACUUGACAACGUCGACAUCAAGGCCGCCACACGCGCCGGCGUGAUGGUUGUCAACGCGCCGACGUCCAACAUUAUCUCGGCUGCCGAGCUCACGAUUGCUCACAUCCUCUCUCUUGCCCGCCACAUUCCGGCGGCACACUCCUCUCUCUCUGCGGGCAAGUGGCAGCGUUCGGCAUUCAAUGGUACCGAGCUGUUCGAAAAGACAUUGGGCAUCAUCGGCCUUGGUCGCAUUGGCACCCUCAUCGCAGCCCGCAUGCAGGCGUUUGGUAUGAAGAUUGUCGCCUACGAUCCAUAUGUCACUGCCACUCGCGCACAGCAGCUUGACGUCGAGCUUCUCCCCCUGAACGGCCUUCUUGCGCGUUCCGACUUUAUCACGAUCCACAUGCCCAAGACAGCCGAGACCACUGGUAUGAUCUCGACCGAGCAGCUGGGUAUGAUGAAGCCGACCGCCUGUAUCAUCAAUGUGGCCCGUGGUGGACUGAUCGACGAGGAUGCCCUCUUCACUGCCCUUUCCAACAAGGCCAUCGGUGGAGCCGGUCUCGACGUCUUUUCCAGCGAACCACCUGUCGACAAGAGGCUCCUCGACCUGCCCAACGUUGUCGUUACUCCUCAUCUGGGUGCCAGCACCGACGAGGCCCAGGAAAAGGCUGGCAUUUCAGUUGCCAAGUCUGUGCUCCUCGCUCUCGACGGCGAGCUUGUGCCCGACGCCGUCAAUGUCGCCGGCGGUGCGAUCAGCACCCACGUUCGCCCUGCAAUUCCCCUCACCGAGAAGCUUGGCCAGUUCCUUUGCGCCAUUUCCCGCUCCGCCCCCCUUACCACCCUCGAUGUCGAGGUCCAUGGCGAAAUCGCUGCGUACGAUGUAGAGGCGCUCCGCUUUGUGGCACUCAAGGGCGUGUACCAGAACAUUGUCAGCGGACAGGUCUCGUACGUCAACGCGCCACUCCUCGCCGAGCAGCGCGGAGUUACUGUCCGUCUCCGCAAGUUUAACGAGUCCGAUGACUACCGCAACGUCAUCACCCUCAAGGGCUCUCUCGCAGACGGCAGCGCCGUCUCCGUGUCAGGCACCUUGACCGGACCCAAGCAGAUCGAAAAGCUCGUGGGCAUUAAUGGCUACGCGGUCGAACUUCCUAUCGAGACCUACCACGUUGUCAUCGUCUACAAGGACCGCCCAGGAAUCGUCGCUGUGUACGGCAAGCUUCUCGGUGAAGCGGGCAUCAACAUUGCCAACAUGCAAAUCGCCCGUCAGGAAGCUGGCGGAUCGGCGCUCAGUGUCCUGACCGUCGACUCGCCCGUCCCGGAGGACCUCCUCGCCCAGGUGGCUAAAUCAAUUGCCGCCGAUGUGAUCCGCCAGAUCGAGAUUGAAGAGUAA